This is a messenger RNA of Papaver somniferum (opium poppy), 4549 nucleotides long. RefSeq lists its product as uncharacterized. Gene Ontology annotation, molecular function: NAD binding; NADP binding; aldehyde-lyase activity. The coding region runs from base 251 to 4366 and encodes 1371 amino acids. Gene Ontology annotation, biological process: carbohydrate metabolic process. The transcript has 42 exons. NCBI's taxonomy places the organism in Eukaryota, Viridiplantae, Streptophyta, Magnoliopsida, Ranunculales, Papaveraceae. The record is from RefSeq and is a predicted model, not a curated record.
CCCGUCUGAAUGAAUUUUUUUUAUCCGCUGGUACCAACCAAGAUGUACAAAAUUAAUGACUAUAUGCUGAAUAUAAAAUGAUCAUUUCACGUCAACGUCGCGCGUAUUAUAUCGCGUGUGUGAUAACCAUUUCAUAGUAGUAUAUAUUUCCGCCACUUUUUCCACUCCGAAGAAAUCGCUCUCCCUUUCUCUCUUAAAAAGAAAUACUUUCAGGUAGUGAGGGAUUGAUUACUCAAAAAAAGGUUCAUUAAUGGCGUCGAUCACAGUUAGUUUUGUUGGGUUGGAUGAACUGAGCUUGAAAUUAGCUGCUUCUCUUAUUACCUCUGGAUUUCAUGUCAAAGCUUUCGAGGUUUCCGAGCCUUUGAUUAUUGAGUUUUUGAAAUUAGGUGGAGUUAAAUGUUCCAACCUGUUGGAGGCCGGGCAAGAUACUGCAGCUACAAUUUUGUUGAGUUCCAAUGCAGACGAAAUUCUUGGAGAGGAGGGUGUUCUGAAAGGGCUGGGAAAAGGUGCAGUUGUCAUACUUCGCUCAACUAUACCACUAGCAACGGUCCAAAAGAUAGACAAUCAUCUCUCAGAGAACGACAAGGCAGUUUUUCUAGUAGAUGCACAUAUCUCUAAAGGCACAUUUGAGGAUUUAGAAGGAAAAAUAAUGAUUACUUCCUCUGGAAGUUCCGAGGCAAUUGCAAAGGCGCGACCUGUUCUCUCUGCAAUGUGCGAUAAGCUUUACAUUUUUGACGGAAAAGUUGGUGCUGGAAGCAAAGUUAAAAUUGUAGAUGAACUGCUUGAGGGCAUUCAUCUCGUUGCCUCCAUGGAGGCUAUUCUCCUCGGUGUUCAAGCUGGGAUUCAUCCACAGAUACUGUACGAUAUAAUCUCCAAUGCUGCUGGAAACUCAUGGGUGUUCAAAAAUCAUGUUCCUCAAAUACUGAAGGCUGGUCAAACCAAACAUCUGUCCCUGGAUAGUUUUGUCCAGAAUCUGAGGUACAUUUUGGAUGUGGCAAAAUCGCUUCCAUUCCCUCUCCCUCUUUUGGCUGUGGCUCAUCAACAACUUCUUUAUGGGUGUUCGCGUAGAGAUGAUGAUAAGGCUUCGCUAGUACAGAUUACAGAAGUUGUACUUGGGAAGCGUAUAAUAGAUGCUAGUAAUGAAGAAAUUUACAGUCCUGAGAAGUUAGCAGAUGAAAUUACUUCUACAUCAUCUAGUGUGAAGCGAAUUGGUUUUAUUGGUCUUGGAGCAAUGGGAUUUGGGAUGGCAACUCAUCUUAUAAAGUCAAACUUUUGCGUUAUUGGUUUUGAUGUUUAUAAGCCCACAUUAGCACGAUUUUUGAGUGCUAGUGGCUUGGUUGGGAACUCUCCAGCAAAAGUUGCAAGUGAUGUAGAUGUUCUUAUUGUCAUGGUUACAAAUGAAGCUCAAGCUGAAAGUGUUUUAUAUGGCAACUUUGGUGCAGUUUCAGCUCUUUCAUCUGGUGCAUCGAUUAUCCUUUCAUCAACUGUCUCUCCUGGAUUCAUUACCCAGUUAGAGGGAAGGUUAAAAGGUGAAAACAAGGAUUUGAAGUUGGUGGAUGCCCCUGUAUCUGGUGGUGUUAAAAAAGCUGCAUCUGGAGAACUUACAGUAAUGGCAUCAGGUACAAAUGAUGCAUUGAUGUCUACUGGUUCAGUUCUCUCAGCAUUAAGUGAGAAGCUUUAUAUCAUAAAAGGCGGCUGUGGAGCUGGAAGUUGUGUGAAAAUGGUCAAUCAACUGCUUGCCGGAGUUCACAUAGCCUCGGCAGCUGAAGCAAUGGCGUUUGGGGCUCGGCUGGGUCUUAAUACAAGAUUGUUAUUUGAAGUCAUCAUGAACAGUGAAGGAGCAUCAUGGAUGUUUGGAAAUCGUGUACCACACAUGUUAGACAACGAUUACACACCAUACUCUGCACUUGAUAUAUUUGUGAAGGAUCUGGGUAUUGUUUCGCAUGAGUGCUCGGAAAGAAAACUUCCACUUCAUAUUUCUACAGUUGCUCACCAGCAAUUUCUAUCAGGAUCUGCUGCUGGUUGGGGUAGGUUGGAUGACUCUGCCGUCGUCAAGGUUUAUGAGACCAUUGCUGGAGUACAAGUUGAAGGGAAACUUCCAAUUCCUAGUAAGGAAGAUGUCUUGAAAUCUCUUCCUUCUGAAUGGCCAUUGGAUCCUAUUGAAGAUAUUCAGAGACUAAGUCAGAGUGCAUCCAAAGUCUUGGUUGUUCUGGAUGAUGACCCGACAGGAACCCAAACUGUUCAUGACAUAGAUGUGCUAACAGAGUGGAGCGUUGAGUCUCUGGUUGACCAGUUCAGCAGAAGGCCUAGUUGCUUUUUUAUUUUGACUAAUUCUCGUUCAAUGAGUUCUGAUAAGGCCAUUGAGUUGACUAAAGAAAUCUGCAUAAACAUAGACACUGCUGCAAAGUCAGUUCAGAACAUUGGCUAUACAGUUGUUCUAAGGGGUGAUUCAACACUACGCGGCCACUUUCCAGAGGAAGCCGAUGCAGCUGUUUCAGUACUUGGUGAAAUGGAUGCAUGGAUCAUAUGCCCUUUCUUUCUUCAAGGAGGACGCUACACAAUUGAAGAUAUACACUACGUUGCAGAUUCUGAUAAGCUUGUUCCAGCUGGGGAGACUGAGUUUGCUAAAGAUGCUUCCUUCGGAUAUAAGUCUUCGAAUCUCCGCGAGUGGAUAGAGGAGAAGACUAAAGGUCGGGUAUCUUCUAGUAGUGUAGCAUCCAUUUCUAUCCAGCUUUUGCGAAAAGGAGGACCUACUGCUGUUUGUGACCAUCUCUGCAGUUUGCCAAAGGGAUCAACAUGUAUAGUCAAUGCAGCCAGCGAAAGGGAUAUGGCAGUAUUUGCAGCAGGAAUGAUUCAGGCAGAACUGAAGGGUAAGCGAUUCUUAUGUCGAACUGCUGCAAGUUUUGUGUCUGCUCGUAUCGGAAUAAGACCAAAGGCUCCAAUCGUGCCAAAAGAUUUAGGAACAAAUACAGAAAGGAAUGGUGGUCUCAUUGUUGUAGGAUCAUAUGUUCCCAAGACCACAAAGCAGGUUGAAGAGCUUAAAGCACAACCGGGGCACGUAAUAAGAACCAUAGAGAUAUCUGUUGUUAAACUUGCAAUGAGGUCGUUAGAUGAGCGAGAGCAGGAGAUCAGUCAGGCAGCUGAAAUGGCAGAUGUGUUUCUCAGAUCUCGUAAAGACACUUUAAUAAUGACCAGUAGAGAGCUCAUAACAGGAAGCUCGCCUUCAGAAAGUUUAGAAAUAAAUUUCAAAGUUAGCUCUGCCUUGGUGGAAAUUGUUAGACGGAUAACUACUCGUCCUAGAUAUAUUCUUGCGAAGGGAGGCAUCACCUCAUCUGAUCUUGCUACAAAAGCCUUGGAAGCACGGCAUGCGAAAGUUGUUGGUCAAGCCUUGGCUGGUGUCCCCUUGUGGCAACUAGGGCCUGAAAGUCGGCAUCCAGGUGUUCCCUACAUUGUUUUUCCAGGUAAUGUUGGUGAUAGUAGUGCGGUCGCUGAAGUGGUAAAAAGGUGGGCUUGUCCUGUUAAACUAGCUUCCACGAAGGAUCUCCUGCUUAAUGCGGAAAAGGGUGGAUAUGCUGUUGGAGCCUUCAACGUUUAUAAUCUGGAAGGAGUUGAAGCCGUUGUUGCUGCUGCAGAGGAAGAAAAAAGUCCUGCCAUUUUGCAGAUCCAUCCUAGUUCCUUAAAGCACGGAGGAGCUCCCCUGAUUGCUUGUUGCAUCGCCGCUGCGGAACAGUCCAACGUGCCAAUCACUGUUCAUUUUGAUCAUGGAAAUGACAAAAAUGAAUUAUUGGGAGCUCUUGAGAUGGGAUUUGACUCACUCAUGGUAGAUGGUUCACAUCUUUCUUUUGAGGAAAACAUUGCAUUUACAAAGCACAUAGGGUAUUUGGCGCGCUCAAAAAUGAUGUUGGUGGAAGCCGAACUAGGAAGACUGUCAGGAACUGAAGAUGAUUUGACUGUUGAAGACUAUGAAGCAAAGUUAACCGACAUUACUCAAGCUGGAGAAUUUAUCGAUAAGACGCAAAUUGAUGCCUUAGCAGUGUGUAUCGGGAAUGUCCAUGGAAAAUACCCAGCAAGUGGCCCAAAUCUCAGACUGGAUUUGCUUAAGGAACUGCACGCAGUGUGUUCAGAAAAAGGGGUUGUCUUGGUUCUGCAUGGAGCCUCAGGAGUGCCUGAGAAACUAAUAAAGGAGUGCAUAGAGCUCGGUAUUAGAAAAUUCAAUGUUAACACGGAAGUAAGGAAAGCUUACAUGGAGUCUCUUCUUACCCCUAAGAAAGAUCUUGUCCAUGUUAUGGAAUCUUCUAAGCAAGCUAUGAAAGCUGUUGUUGCAGAGAAGAUGCAGUUAUUUGGUUCAUCAGGAAAAGCAUGGUGAUCUGAGAUUUCUGAAGAACCAAAACUGAAUUGAGCAUACUUUAUCGUUUCUAUAGCCGCUGUAUCAUUGUGUGGCUCCAUUCCUUUAGCCUUCUGCAAUUUAUUCUUGUGUUUAAUUCUUCAAUCUGUCAAUAACAAUGAUAAUUCCAAUAAUAAGAUGUUCCCUUCUUGUUCUGUUCCACCA